Molecule: messenger RNA, 807 nt
Organism: Penicillium chermesinum
Lineage: Eukaryota; Fungi; Ascomycota; Eurotiomycetes; Eurotiales; Aspergillaceae
Product: formyltetrahydrofolate deformylase
Exons: 2
Coding region: 1-807 (268 amino acids)
Biological process (GO): 'de novo' IMP biosynthetic process
Molecular function (GO): formyltetrahydrofolate deformylase activity
Source: RefSeq, a predicted model, not a curated record
AUGGCUUCUAGUUUCAUCCUUACUCUCUCGGGCCCUGAUCGUCCCGGGAUUGUGCAUGCCGUGACGGCUUUCCUGGUCGAGCACAACCUGAAUAUCAUCAAUUCCUCGCACCGGCCCCACCGAGCUCCCGCAACUCGAACAGCUCCGAGAGGCCUUUCAGUCUACCGCGCAUUCCUUCUCGAUGGAUUACGAAAUUCACCCACCGCAAAGAAGCCCCGCGUCCUGAUCAUGGUCUCGAAGAUCGGGCACUGUCUGAACGACCUCCUCUUCCGCCAAUCGACGGGCCAGCUGAGCAUCGAAGUGCCGCUGAUUGUCUCCAAUCACCCAGACUUCGCAACCCUAGCGGCGACCUACAAUAUCCCUUUCCACCAUCUUCCUGUGACGGCCGAGACGAAGAGUCAGCAGGAGUCUCAGAUCCUUGAGCUGGCCAGCCAACAUAACAUUGAUCUGAUUGUCCUGGCUCGCUAUAUGCAGGUGCUCUCGCCGAAACUGUGCGAGGCGAUGUCCGGUCGCAUCAUCAACAUUCACCAUAGUUUCUUGCCUUCCUUCAAGGGCGCAAAGCCGUACCACCAGGCAUAUGACCGUGGCGUCAAGAUCAUUGGUGCCACGGCCCAUUUUGUGACCAGCGAUCUCGACGAAGGCCCGAUCAUCGAGCAGAAUGUUGUGCGCGUGAACCACAGCAUGAGCCCCAAGGAGCUCACACAUGCUGGUAGUAAUGUCGAGAGCAAUGUCUUGGCCACCGCCGUGAAAUACUUCGCCGAGCGGCGGGUGAUUCUCAAUGGACACAAGACCGUUGUGUUCGACUAG